AUGUUGGCCAGUCGGAAUGGCUUGCAUGCCAGUACGAGCUUACAUUCGCAUAUCGGAUCAGCGCCAUUAUACCUUGCACCCACAACAAAGUUAACAAUUCUGCCUUUUCCUCCGAUGGUAGACCCUUCAAAGAGACAGCCGCCUCAUCAUCUAACUGGAUCGGUAACAUCGAUCAAAGUAGAAGGUCCUUUAGGCACAGUCAUUGUUCCUUUACGAGACUUUGUUAAAUUGAACUGGGAGGAAGCCAACAAGCUGGUAGGAUCAAAGAAGAAACAACAAACAACAAAUAGCACACAACAAAAAGCAGGAGAAGAAGCCGAACCACGAAAAUUAACUUUAAGCGUAGAUGAUGCAACGAUCAAAAUUCAAAGAGGUACUUGGGGUUUAACUCGUGCAAUUCUAGCAAACGCAAUUGAAGGCGUUCAAGAAGGUCACACGAUCAAAAUUCGAAUGGUUGGUGUUGGUUAUCGUGCAGCCGUUGAUGAUGAUCCAUUUCCACGUUUGGAUAAAUUUGAAGAAGCAUUUGCACAAUUAUCAGAAAAAUAUUCAAUCGUUGGGGAUGAAGAACAAAGGAAUUUUUAUCUUCGAGCGAUCUCAAAAUCUAAUGACAAUCUGCGAAAAAAGCAAAGAUUAUCGCUUCGUUUGGGUUAUUCACAUCCAGUCUUUUUGCCAGUCCCACGUGGAAUUUCAUGUACAACGCCUCAACCAACACAAAUCGUACUCAAAGGAGCAGAUAAAGAAGCAUUGGGAUUAUUCGCUGCCAAUAUUCGUAAAUUGCGUCCACCAGAGCCAUACAAGGGUAAAGGUGUAUUCGUUGGGGAUGAAACGAUUAAGCUUAAAGCUGCAAGGAAGAAAUAG
Molecule: messenger RNA, 858 nt
Organism: Meira miltonrushii
Lineage: Eukaryota; Fungi; Basidiomycota; Exobasidiomycetes; Exobasidiales; Brachybasidiaceae
Product: ribosomal protein L6
Exons: 3
Coding region: 1-858 (285 amino acids)
Biological process (GO): translation
Cellular component (GO): mitochondrial large ribosomal subunit; ribosome
Molecular function (GO): rRNA binding; structural constituent of ribosome
Source: RefSeq, a predicted model, not a curated record